AUGCCCCAUCUGCCUACUUCGCAACAGUCCUCAUCACAGAAGUCAUAUACUAUGUCUCCUGUCUCGCCGACAUCGUCUUAUACCUCAUCUGACUACUCGUAUUUCUCUCCACACGCGCCAUUUACCAGUCCGAGUCCAAGCACUAGCAGUGGCACUUUGAGCGUUCCAAGUUCUCCGUACGUCAAUGUUGGACCUCUUGCUAUUGGACAUGGGUACAAACCUCCAAUGUCACACAGCGCAGGCACAACUAUAACAACGACGACGACCUCGCCUGGCGGUCCCGUUAUCACCGCCACUAUGACGACGCGUACUUCAGCAGGCAUUAGCAACGUCAGUAGUGCCGGUGGCGGUGGCUACGGCAGUUAUUCUGGCUACCAGCCCCAAGCCAACAGCAAUCAGGAUGUCCUUCAGCAGUUUGCGCUCCACAUUCCGCCUCCACCGCCAUUAUCGCUGUCUCUUUCUACACAGCGCAAUCCUUCCGCUUCCUCCACGGACUCUCGGAAUUCCUCUGGAUCUCCUCAGAUGUCCCUCUCAAGCACACCGGCCCAGCAUACGCUCAGCGUGCUGCUUCCUCGAAACGUCCAGCCUGAAAUGGUCACUAUAUCGGCGAAUAAAGGUGAUCGAAUACGCGUCGUGGCCGAUGCAUGGGGUGGUGGAAAUGAAUGUCAUUAUGAAUGGCAGAUCAGCUUCCCACCUCAUGACAUAGAUAUGGGCGCUGUACAUGCUCGCUUCGAUCCCGAUGGCCGAUUGACGCUUGAAGUGAGGAGAAGAGCUGCUGCCAGAGCGCGUUAUCUCUGA
Molecule: messenger RNA, 798 nt
Organism: Psilocybe cubensis
Lineage: Eukaryota; Fungi; Basidiomycota; Agaricomycetes; Agaricales; Agrocybaceae
Exons: 2
Coding region: 1-798 (265 amino acids)
Source: RefSeq, a predicted model, not a curated record